Molecule: messenger RNA, 795 nt
Organism: Enterobius vermicularis (human pinworm)
Lineage: Eukaryota; Metazoa; Nematoda; Chromadorea; Rhabditida; Oxyuridae
Source: the annotation of a GenBank genome assembly
AUGUAUACGAUUGUGGUGAUAAAAGAAAUUGGAAACAUUGGCAUCAAAAACAGAUUCAUUGGAUUUCGGCGAGGUACGGGCAGUACUGGUAGGUCAAAUGUUUAUGGCGGCAGUGAUAAGAAAUUCGGUCAAAAUGACUUUCAUUGGUUAGCUGAAAAUAAAAAAAGGAAGAGAAAUGUUACUGAGGCGAUGGGUGCACUGUCGCGUUUUUGUUUGCCGCCUGGACCUGAAACAAAGCAAAGUUUUGUUUCCAUAAUUUUUUGGAGUAAAAUUUGCAACUUCACCGGGCAAGCUGACGUCGCCGUCUGCGAUUUUUUUCAGCGUGCUAAAGAUAUCCUUGGGGAAACCAGUGCUUUUAAUUCCAGCCAUAUUAAUUUUGCUAAACUUGCGGUCUGGGUGUCCAGAAGAGAUGUAGAUGCCAACCUCAAGUUUAAUUGUAAUGAGAGUGGCAGUAGCAUUGCUGAUUUGACAAAUUCACUAAUGUCAGAUGUACUGGGUGGUGACUCAGCGGCGACAAAGUCAGUAGGAGAAUUUGUUUUUAGGUGGUGGCCAAUUUCUUGUAAUAGUUUAGUAGCGCUCUCGCAAGAUGAUGCAGCUGUUGCCUCAGGAUUAGCAGCAAUUGCAGAAGGUAUUUCGGAUAUGGAUGACCCCGAAUUCAGUUCGGUAGCAGAAAGUAUAUUUCACUGUGAGGAAGAUAACGAAGCUAAGCUAUAUUACUCCGUAUUAGAAAAUACUAGUAUCUUGAAAAUUACUUCAGGGAGAAAAUGUGACGGAUUUAAACCUAAUGCAGAGUGA